Lichtheimia ornata is the source of this 606-nucleotide messenger RNA. RefSeq lists its product as uncharacterized. Bases 1 to 606 code for a protein of 201 amino acids. The record is from RefSeq and is a predicted model, not a curated record. Lineage: Eukaryota; Fungi; Mucoromycota; Mucoromycetes; Mucorales; Lichtheimiaceae. The transcript is spliced from 5 exons.
AUGAACGACGAUGACACCGAUGCCUUGCUCACAGAACGAUCAGCUCGAACCCAACAUGGCCUAACGAGAUCCGAAAUGAUUCAGGGCAUGGCCAACCGCUUCAUGUACUCCCAAUUCUAUAUUAUCCUUUACCUUUGUCUCGCCAUUUUAAGUUUGGUUUCAAUAAUACUGUCCCUUCGAGAUACAUGCCCGACAUUGAUGUUCAUUGUAUUCGAGAGCGUGAUCAAUUUCGCCAUGAUCAUUGAAGUUGGUAUUCGAUUGUUAGCGCUAAGGAGGGCUUAUUGGAACUCGGUGUGGAAUAUCAUUGAUACCAUUCUCGUUACGCUCUGCGCCAUCACGUUGAUCGUGAUUGCAUCUGGUUGUUCAGCUGGUGAACGCAGCGAGGCCAUCUUUGACACUGUGUUGCUUGUUAUCCGUAAUUGCAUCCAAUUCUUCCGUUUAUUCAUGAUCGUACGAAAAAACAAGCAUUCAAUGACCGCAAGAUCAGCCAGGGUUGAUUUUGAUGAUGUCCGAGAACCAUCGGUUGAGUUUAGUGCAUUGGAACGUGGAUUGGAUGAGAGUUUCUUAAGUAGUGAAGAAUCAGAUGAAGACAACCAUCGCGUGUAA